Molecule: messenger RNA, 732 nt
Organism: Aspergillus tanneri
Lineage: Eukaryota; Fungi; Ascomycota; Eurotiomycetes; Eurotiales; Aspergillaceae
Exons: 3
Coding region: 1-732 (243 amino acids)
Cellular component (GO): nucleus; cytoplasm
Source: RefSeq, a predicted model, not a curated record
AUGCGAUUUCUUUGCCUCCACGGGCGAGGCACAAACAGCCAAAUCAUGGAAUCCCAGAUCGCUGCCCUUCGCCAUGAGCUGGACAGUAUACACACCUAUGAUUUUGUUGAAGGCACGAUCCCUUCACCAUUAGCUCUAGGUGUGAUCCGACCCCUUCCCUCCUCAUCCGUUCAUGGGCUAAACGGUUCGCCUUACCUAGAGCUACGGGACUUCUUCCCGAGCAACCAGACGUACUAUGACUACUUCUCUGCAGAGUCGGCGGACAGUAUAAUCGCGGCUCUGGACAGCCUUGCCAAAUUUCUCGAGGUGGAGGGUCCUUUCGAUGGUGUCAUUGGGUUUUCAAUUGGCGCAGGCCUGGCAGCCACGCACCUCAUCCAGCAAGCGCUGCGCUACCCAGAGAAACCGUCUCCAUUCACAUGCGCCAUAUUUUUCUCCGCAGCGGCUCCAAUCGACCCCCUAGCUUUAGAGCGUGGUGAGGUGAGAUUGUUGGAUCCCGAUACCCACCGCCAUCAAUUCUUGCUGGGGUUGCCUACGGCGCAUAUUUGGGGGCGGAACGACGAUCUAUGGAAGCACCGAAGCGAGAUGCUCUACGCCGUUUGCGACCCCAAAGGGCGGGGCAUGGUUCUGCACGAUGAAGGACAUGCCAUUCCAGGGGCACGGGCAAAGGAGGCAUUGCUGGAAAGCGUGAGGCUCAUCCGCAGGACGGUGGGUAGAGCGGUAAUGGCAAGUUAA